This is a messenger RNA of Lobosporangium transversale, 1318 nucleotides long. RefSeq lists its product as hypothetical. The transcript is spliced from 4 exons. Lineage: Eukaryota; Fungi; Mortierellomycota; Mortierellomycetes; Mortierellales; Mortierellaceae. The record is from RefSeq and is a predicted model, not a curated record. Gene Ontology annotation, molecular function: glutathione transferase activity. Gene Ontology annotation, cellular component: cytoplasm. The coding region runs from base 227 to 1165 and encodes 312 amino acids.
CCUACAUCCACUUCCUUCAUAUCCUCGCAUUCAUAUUCACAAUCCUUUCUUCGCCCUCAAACGAUUUUUUUCCAAAAUUCUCAUCUCAAGAAUCUCCACCCGUCUGCUGUCAAAAAGCGCAACUGCCAACUUUGCCUCUCGCGCUUCUCUCACGUCGUUAACCAUCAACGCCAACCGUUCUCUUCUAAAACAACAACCAGCUUACAUCCAAGGUCAAAGAAACACGAUGAUGGUUAAUUCCCAAUCGAUCCUCAAGUGGGCCAAUGAUAAGACAGGCGAAUUCAAGCGUCAGGUCUCGAGCUUCCGUGAAUCCAUCGUUGAUGAACCCAAUGCCAAGUUUAGCCCCGAAGCUGGCCGAUAUCACCUUUAUGUCUCUUAUGCUUGUCCCUGGGCUCAUCGCACCUUGCUUGUGCGCGCAUUGAAGGGCCUUGAGGACAUCAUUUCCGUGGAUGUUGUUCAUUGGCAUUUGCAAGAGAAUGGCUGGCCUUUCAGGGACGAUUACCAGGAUUCUCUCUAUGGAUCAAAGUUCAUCAAGGAUCUUUACUUUAAGGCCCAGCCCGAUUAUAGUGGACGCUACACAGUCCCUGUUCUCUGGGAUAAGAAGACUCAAACCAUUGUGAAUAAUGAAAGUAGCGAGAUCAUUCGUAUGCUCAACACGGCUUUCGACAAACUUGUCCCAGAAAAGGCUGGCGUAAACUUUUAUCCUCCUAAUCUCCAAUCCGAAAUUGAUUCGGUGAAUGAAUGGGUUUAUGAUACCGUCAAUAAUGGCGUUUACAAAUCUGGGUUCGCAACAUCACAGGAGGCAUAUGACAAGAAUGUGUAUCCACUUUUUGAGUCGUUGGACAGGAUUGAAGGCAUCUUGUCCAAAUCUGAUUACCUCGUUGGAAAUACCCUUACUGAGGCCGAUCUCCGUCUGUGGACAACCAUCAUCCGUUUUGACCCUGUCUAUCAUGGGCAUUUCAAGUGCAACAUCAAGAGCAUUGAAAAGGACUACCCUCACAUCCUGAAAUGGGCACGCCGCAUCUAUCAAUUGCCCAAGGUCGCUGAAACUGUCAGCAUGGAACACAUCAAGAAGCAUUACUAUCAGUCUCAUCUCCAGAUUAACCCAACUGGCAUUGUCCCUGCUGGCAAUGGCCCCAACCUUGCUGAACCCAAGAUUGUCUAGAGCAAGAUGGGCAGUGUUUGAAAAACUUUAUUCUACUACCUCACUGAUGGAGAAAAACUUUAAUUCACUCAGCAUUCUAUCCUUUAAAACAGAGAAUUCAGCUUGGUUUGAUAAUUGUUCAUAAAAAAUAAUAAAUCUUUUUCAAACAAGUCC